Molecule: messenger RNA, 712 nt
Organism: Prosopis cineraria
Lineage: Eukaryota; Viridiplantae; Streptophyta; Magnoliopsida; Fabales; Fabaceae
Exons: 3
Coding region: 117-341 (74 amino acids)
Biological process (GO): protein import into mitochondrial matrix; protein insertion into mitochondrial inner membrane
Cellular component (GO): TIM23 mitochondrial import inner membrane translocase complex
Source: RefSeq, a predicted model, not a curated record
UGGUAUUCAGUUUCAAUUAGGGCUUGGCCCUCUCUCUCUCUCCCCCACGUACUUCUUUGUUGGUUCAGUUUCCAAGAGGAUUUCAAAUUUUCAAUUGUGUUCGUUCCAAUUAUCUUAUGGCGAAGGAUGGCUGCCUUGCUCGUGUCACCGCUGGCGUUGCUGUUGGUGGUGCGGUCGGCGGCGCUGUCGGUGCUGUUUAUGGGACAUACGAGGCUAUUAGGUAUAAGGUACCUGGAGUUUUGAAAAUUAGGCAUAUUGGACAGACCACACUGGGAAGUGCUGCAGUUUUUGGUCUUUUCUUGGGUGCUGGUAGCUUGAUACAUUGUGGGAAGUCAUACUGAAUACUGAGGUCAUGAAUAUUUCCCCGCUUCCCUAUUGACAGAGGCUUGCUUAUGAGCUCAAAUCUGGCACCCAUGGAAAGUCUUGGAAAUUUGCUUGAGUUUUAUGGAGCCUCCCAUAAGGUUUAGUUACACCUUCUUGUUCAUUAUGAUUUUUUUUAAUUUUUUGUAUUUAUCCUUUGAUGGUGCCCUUGAAUUUUCUUUUCAAGAGCUUUCUAUGUAUUUUUGAUCCAAUACUCUUUCCUUUCAUGGUGAUACUGUAGUUCUUUGCAGAGCAAAAAGUAGUCUGUGGGUUGCACAGUGUAUAUGCCUCAACUCUGUUUUUGUUUGCAUAUAUGGCAGAAUGAUGAAAUGAAUAAUCCUGUAAUGAUAAA